This is a messenger RNA of Ciona intestinalis (vase tunicate), 1737 nucleotides long. The record is from RefSeq and is a predicted model, not a curated record. Lineage: Eukaryota; Metazoa; Chordata; Ascidiacea; Phlebobranchia; Cionidae.
UUUUGUUUGGAAAGGUCUUAUGUGUGGUUUGUGCAGUUGUUGUUAUCCUCACACAACUAUGGGUGGUGUUUAAUUCACAAACAAAAGAAAAAGAAACAAAUGAUGUUUUGCUAAAACUUUGUAAUAUAUUUGAAAAACUCAAUGUACAGUUAGUGUUGUUUGACUCUGACAUUCUCCAAGCAAUGGGAAAAGAUAGCCAACAUCUUGUAAGCUUGAAGCUGCUUCAAUCUAACAGUAAAGCGACAUUGAUGACAUUUGGAGUAUUAGGCAGCGAGUUUAUGGCACAGAAGGAAGCAACUAUGAAAGAAAUCGAAGAGAUUUUUCUAUUAAAUUAUAUAAGUCUUGUGCAAGAUCGAAGAGAAAAUAUUCCAAUUCAAAUUCCUGGCCACUUAUGGAUUGUUGAUAAUCACCACAUAAUUCAUAUUAUGAUGUCACAUAAGCGAGGAAAUGGCUACCUUUGGAUUGCUCCAAUAAGUAAUAUUGAAUGGGGCAAAAUAAUUGAAGUUUUAAACCCUUUCGUUGAAGGGGGCAUUCUUGGAUUUGGAGCCAAAAUUCGAAGAUAUGCUCAAGCUGUUGAUAGCAAUGUGUUUGAAACUGCUUUAACUCUUCCAUUUUACGAUAGCAAAUUAUUCAUUCCAUUCGAAACAACUUCAUUUUUGGAGGAUUUAAAAAGUUCAGAGUUUAUAGAAUGCAACCACAUGCGAGCAGACAACUUCAAACAGAAAUACGAACAGAACAUCACAGAGAAAGAUGUAAAAUACAUUUUAACCUCUAAGCGUAUUCUAACAACAGCUUCAAAGGUGUUCAAUGAACUGAAGAUACCAUUCACAUUAAGUUCGGGUAAUUUGUUAGGUUGGUUUAGACAAUGUGAUGUCAUACCUUACGCAAAAGAUGUCGAUAUUGAAGUCAAAAUUACUGAUUUUUCGAUGAAACUUAUUGAAAAUUUAAUUCUUCAUAAAUUUAUUCUACAUCAUAAAUCGGGACGCUUACUUGACUCUCUUGUGCUUGCAUUCUACAGGGAUGGUGUCAAACUGGAUUUGUAUUUCGUCUAUGAAGAAAUAGACAAGUUUUGGUCAGGUUUUACCGGGGCAAAUGGAGCAAAGUACAAACUGUCUCAGCCUAAGUAUUCAAACUGCUGGGGUGAUCUACUGGGUUUGAAAGUGCGUGUACCGUGUGAUACUUUGACAUAUAUAACUACACAAUAUGGUAGUGAAUGGGCUGUGCCUAUUAAGAAUUAUCACUGGAUAACAUCACCCAGAAAUAUAGUGGAGAAUGGCAAAUGGGAUGGUACGGCAUUUAAUCCAGUGAUAUUUGAUCCAAUUAACUCAACGAAUCAAAUAGCCGUGUUUAAUAUUUUAAAGAAAGAAGUAGAAGAAAUGCUUUGAAUUUUAAAAGAAUGUUUUGUAAUUUUUUCUCUUCCAUUCUGUAUGAAUAGGAAUCCUUGAGAAACUAGGAUUUAGCCAAGGUUUGGCCUAUCACCCCAACACCUGGUCCCAGAAUAACUUUUUAAUGCAAUGGAAAGUGAAGUUCCGACUCCCAAGCAUUGUAAUCAUAAUGCUGUUGCUUUGUUUAAUAAUUACUUAUAUAUUUCCUUAUAUACAGUGUUCACCAAUGUGUUGUUUAUGCUAUUUGUAUUUAUACUGUAUGUGUUUUUUCAAACCAGUUGUAUUAUAAGUUUGAAAGGCUUUUAACAUAACCAAAAAUAAAUAAAUCAGAAAAUCUUUUUCCCACUUCUUA